Molecule: messenger RNA, 3575 nt
Organism: Misgurnus anguillicaudatus (oriental weatherfish)
Lineage: Eukaryota; Metazoa; Chordata; Actinopteri; Cypriniformes; Cobitidae
Gene: snrkb
Product: SNF related kinase b
Biological process (GO): intracellular signal transduction; protein phosphorylation
Cellular component (GO): cytoplasm
Molecular function (GO): ATP binding; protein serine/threonine kinase activity
Source: RefSeq, a predicted model, not a curated record
CUCUCACUCAAGUCCGGGUAAGCUGGAAUGCAUUGACGUCAGAGGAGGUAGAGCGCGAGAGCAGAAGUGAGCGCGCGAGCACUGCGGAGCGUCGCGCACAUUGGAGAAAAAGAGCUGAGACGCGCUGGCCGCUACUUGCCUCGUCCUUAUCGGACAACUGGCAUCAUCAUUCAUAAAUAAGCAAUAAUAACGGAAACAUAUCGUGCGUUUGCAGAUAUUUGGAAGCGAAUAUUUUUAUUUAACCACCCAAAAGAAACACAGACGCGAAGCUGAUAAUACUAUUCACAGCGGAUGUUGUUGCGUAAAGACGCCUGAAUCGCCUCACAUCACUUCAUAUGGUGAUGUCUCAUUAAAUCCCUAGUUUCCAUCAGCAAUCUCUGGUAACAGAGCCCAGCCCUGCAACUGUACCUCUACUGCUUGAUCCAAAAUGGCUGCCGCCAAAAGCGGUUACGAGGGCAAGAUAGCCGGCUUAUACGACCUGGACCGCACACUGGGCAAAGGCCAUUUCGCCGUGGUCAAACUAGCCCGCCACGUAUUUACGGGACAACUAGUGGCGGUCAAAGUCAUUGACAAGACCAAGCUUGACGACUUGGCUACCGGCCACCUGCUUCAAGAAGUCCGCUGCAUGAAACUGGUCCAGCAUCCCAACGUGGUGCGCCUUUACGAAGUCAUCGAUACGCAAACCAAGCUCUACCUCAUCCUGGAGCUAGGCGACGGAGGCGACAUGUACGAUUAUAUCUUGCGUCACGAGGGCGGGGUGGCCGAAGACACGGCGAAAGUGCAUUUCGCGCAGAUCGUCCGAGCCAUUGCCUACUGUCACCGACUGCAUGUCGUACACAGAGAUCUGAAACCUGAGAACGUGGUUUUCUUCAGGCAGCAAGGGACAGUGAAGCUAACGGAUUUCGGCUUUAGUAACCACUUUAAGCCCGGGACCAUGUUGAUGACCAGCUGUGGUUCGCUGGCGUACUCCGCCCCAGAAAUACUAUUGGGUGAAGAAUAUGACGCUCCUGCUGUGGAUAUCUGGUCACUGGGUGUGAUUCUCUACAUGCUGGUGUGUGGACGUCCACCCUUUCAAGAGGCCAAUGACAGCGAGACCCUCAUCAUGAUUAUGGACUGUUGUUACACUGUACCCGACCACAUAUCUCCAGAAUGCAAAGAUUUGAUUUCACGUAUGCUGCAGAGGGAUCCUGCCAAGCGGGUGUCUCUCACUAACAUAGAGGGCCAUCCUUGGUUGCAGGGCGUCGACCCCUCGCCCGCCGGGUACACGGCCGCCCCGCUCGACUCUCACCGCAGUUUGUUGCCCGAGGAGCACGAGUUCAUACUGCAGGCUAUGACCAGCGGCAACAUCGCCAAUCGGGAGGCCAUCCAGGAAGCCCUGGAGGCUGACAGAUACAACCACAUCACGGCCACAUACUACCUUCUAGGAGAGCGACUUCUCCGGGAAAAACAGGAGCAGUCCAGUCUCACACCUGAACAGAAACGGAGGCCCAUGUCGGAACCCCUGGACUUGGUGAGCCAAAUGCCCCGGGCCGACACACUGAGAGGAGCCCCUUUGGGUCCCUUGGUCCCUCUCGGCUCUCUGUCCUCUGGAUAUACCCGAAAGGGCGUGAGCGAAUCCGGAGACCUUAUGGCUCCCAAAGCAAACCGUCAUGAUAAUUCCUUCAGUGAUUUUUGUAGCCCUGCUCCAUGUUUGAGUUUCAGCUUGCGCCCUCUACCUCCCGACCAACCUACUGUCAAGAGCCUCGGAGCCUUACAGCAGAUCUGUGAGGAAGAAGAGGAUGAGGAGGAUGAGAAAAACAGGGGUGAGGUGAAGCCUGCAGUGGUACCCCCCAGUAGGCUUGGUCCGCUUCCUUCCACAGAUCUCUCUUCGAAGCCUUCUAGAACAUCUUUACAAUCAGAGACUCGUAGGAGAACCAGUAGGCCAAAAAGUAAGGUGAUGGGAAACUGCGAAACACUAUCUGAGGUGGAGGAACAAGAGGAAGGGGCGGAAGAGGCAGAUAAGCAGAAGAACUAUAUUACAAUAUCCAUCGAACAUGAAAUAGAGAAGCCCACAAAGACAGAAGAGAUCAACCACACAGAGCAACCUGGUAGAGCAAGAGACCACCCUAGCGUUUCUUUAGAUGCACAUGAUGAAAAACACAAUCAAGAUGUGAAAACAGAAGGACCACCACCAUCAUCUCCUAAGUUGGAUGUUGUGCAGUGCUGCUGGGGACAGCGUGAACCUUCUAAGGACAUGUUAGAAAACAACAACAACACCCUAGCCAAAUCCAAGUUACUUGAGGUUGGGGUCGUAUCAACCCCUUGUGGUUCUCCAAGGUCCUUACCUAGGAACCAUUGCGUAGACCUAGGUCCAGAUGGCGUGGAGAUGCGUAAAACAGGGGCCGAAGUUGAGAAACCAGAGGAGGAACAACCCAAACCUCAGAAAGGCCUCCACGGAUCUAAGGAAACGAGUACAGACCCUACUAUACGGCCCGACCCCGUCAAGGUCAAGAACGUGAACUUGAGAGAACGUCUCUUGCAGUUUCCGCUUUGCGAGAAGGCCUUGUCUUUCAACAUCCAGCCUACGUCUAAAGAAAAGCUUCUUCCGUUCGCGCAGUAUAACUGCUGUCAUGUGUUAUAGAGAAAAGACGAUGAAGAAGAGAUUCAAACUGAAAUCAACAAAAGCCCUCCGGUCCCUUCAAGUCCCCUGAGUUGGGUAAAGGACACCCCAUAGUGUAACCUCCGAGACAAAAUCUACUAAUUGUACAUGUUUAUUUUCUUUCCUAACCCAGCAUUCCUUGCUGCUUCCCUGUAUGACGAUUAACCUCCUAGCAAUGCUGUGUAUAUGAGCACCUGUAUCUACUGACACUGCUCACUAUAUUCUGUGCUAUCUCAGAGACUUUCUAGAUCUAGAGUAUGUCUUGCCACCGUAGGUGAUUUAAUUCAAUAACUUUUAAACUUUCAAUAACAUUUUUGCACUGUAAUGUCUUCAUCACACUGAAUAUCACUAAGUUUAAGUUUACUUAAACUGGGAGGACCACCCCUUAUGCCGUAUACGCACCAAACUUGAAGCAUUGCGUUCUUUGCGCUAGAUCACUCGCAGGAUGUAAAAUUUUUCGCUUGAGUUGAAUAUUUUCAACUUGCGCAAAGACUCAUUUGAGGUGAAUAGCAUGUUUUCACGGAAAUCGCGCCACCCAGUUCGCGUUAUUUGCAUCUGCAAGCGCAAGUUUGCCUUUAUUCGCAGCUUUGCAUUGACUUUGGAUAUAAUCUAGUCGCGCAAAACCUUGAAUUCUUUUUUUGCAGCGUGACAGGGUGAGCUUACACAAGAACGAUGAACAAUGGUGAACAAGCAAAUCUGAGAGCGUUUAAAGUAAGAUUCAUUCAUAAUUAAACGUUGAAAUUAUGCUGCGUAGCCUACAUACCAGAAGCGAAUUAAAUUAUUUGCACGAGUAGUUUACAUACAAAAUCAAUGCAAAGAAGCGAAUUCGCGGGGGUUAUGUAGGGUGAUCAUACGUGCCAUUCUUCCCGGACGCAUCUUGGCCAGGAUUUCGGUGCGUCGUCCGGAAGUCGUAUUUGUUGACCGCAUACGCCAUUCA